ACGCGUAUUCUGUUGUUUUAUAGGCUGGCGUUCUCCCUUUAUGAACGCCUCAGCGGCUUUGCAAUGUGAUUGGCUGAUCCGCUUGUUUUAGGUUCUGGACUGUUCUGAGGAAAGAGCUUAACAGCAGCACAUCGUUUGUGAGGAGAGCUAGUGUCUGCAGUAAGUGCGCACAUACCAGAGAGAAGAGACAAGCUGCUACAUAACAGCUGAUUGACAGCCGUACGCGAGGAGCUGCUAAAACCAUGUCAAAGGGACCAGCAGUUGGCAUUGACCUGGGGACUACCUACUCCUGUGUGGGGGUCUUUCAGCACGGCAAAGUUGAAAUCAUUGCCAAUGAUCAGGGUAACAGGACCACACCCAGUUAUGUAGCAUUUACAGACACAGAGAGGCUGAUUGGAGAUGCUGCCAAAAAUCAAGUAGCAAUGAACCCCACCAAUACAGUUUUUGGUAAGAAAUCCCGUUAUGCAUACAGUGUCUUUUUAUCUAUUCUUGUUACGUUUAAGUUCAAUACGAAUAUCAGUGUAGUUGCUGAGUUUGCCUUAUGUUUUGUAGAUGCAAAACGACUGAUUGGCCGGAGGUUUGAUGACACUGUUGUGCAGGGCGACAUGAAGCACUGGCCAUUCACAGUUACCAAUGACAAUUCCCGCCCCAAAGUUCAAGUUGAAUACAAAGGGGAGACCAAAGCCUUUUACCCAGAGGAGAUUUCUUCAAUGGUCCUUACAAAAAUGAAGGAAAUUGCAGAGGCAUAUCUUGGCAAAACUGUCACAAAUGCCGUUAUUACCGUACCUGCUUACUUCAAUGACUCUCAACGCCAGGCCACAAAGGAUGCUGGGACCAUCUCUGGCCUUAACGUUCUGCGAAUUAUAAAUGAGCCCACUGCUGCUGCCAUUGCUUACGGCCUGGAUAAGAAAGUUGGUUCUGAGAGAAAUGUCUUGAUCUUUGAUCUUGGAGGUGGCACUUUUGAUGUAUCCAUCCUUACUAUUGAGGAUGGCAUCUUUGAGGUCAAGUCUACAGCCGGAGACACUCAUCUUGGUGGUGAAGACUUUGACAGUCGCAUGGUCAACCAUUUCAUCUCCGAGUUCAAGCGCAAAUACAAGAAGGACAUCAGCGACAAUAAGAGGGCCGUUCGCCGUCUUCGCACAGCCUGUGAAAGGGCGAAACGCACCCUGUCCUCCAGCACUCAGGCCAGCAUUGAGAUCGACUCUCUUUAUGAAGGAAUUGACUUCUAUACUUCCAUCACCAGGGCUCGUUUCGAAGAGCUAAAUGCCGAUCUCUUCCGCGGUACACUGGAUCCGGUAGAGAAGUCCCUCCGUGAUGCCAAACUGGACAAGUCUCAGGUUCAUGACAUUGUCCUCGUUGGAGGGUCCACCCGUAUCCCGAAGAUCCAAAAGCUCCUACAGGAUUUCUUCAAUGGGAAGGAACUGAAUAAGAGCAUCAAUCCAGAUGAGGCUGUUGCUUAUGGAGCAGCUGUCCAGGCAGCCAUUUUAUCUGGAGACAAAUCUGAGAACGUCCAAGACCUGUUGCUCCUGGAUGUUACCCCUCUGUCCCUUGGUAUUGAAACUGCUGGUGGUGUUAUGACCAUCCUGAUCAAACGUAACACUACCAUCCCAACCAAACAAACGCAGACCUUCACCACUUACUCGGACAACCAGCCUGGUGUCCUCAUUCAGGUGUACGAGGGCGAGAGAGCCAUGACUAAGGACAACAACUUGCUUGGAAAGUUUGAGCUGACCGGCAUCCCUCCAGCUCCUCGUGGCGUCCCACAGAUAGAAGUCACCUUUGACAUCGAUGCCAACGGCAUCAUGAACGUGUCCGCUGUGGACAAGAGUACCGGCAAGGAAAACAAGAUCACUAUUACAAAUGAUAAAGGUCGUCUAAGCAAGGAGGACAUUGAGCGCAUGGUCCAGGAAGCCGAGAAGUACAAGGCCGAGGAUGAUGUCCAAAGAGAAAAAGUUUCUGCUAAAAAUGGCCUUGAAUCCUACGCCUUCAAUAUGAAGUCAACGGUUGAGGAUGAGAAGCUCAAAGGCAAGAUCAGUGACGAGGACAAGCAGAAGAUCCUCGACAAGUGCAAUGAGGUCGUAAGCUGGCUGGACAAAAACCAGACUGCUGAAAAGGAGGAGUUUGAGCAUCAGCAGAAGGAGCUAGAGAAGGUGUGCAAUCCUAUCAUCACCAAGCUGUACCAGAGUGCCGGUGGAAUGCCGGAAGGAAUGCCCGGAGGCUUCCCGGGAGCAGGAGCUGCCCCUGGUGGAGGAGGAUCCUCUGGACCAACCAUUGAGGAAGUUGAUUAAUUCAUUAUAAGAAAGUUUCAUGUUGUGUGGAGCACCUUACUGUGUUGUGUUGUCUUUGGAGCACUUUAAUGCAUUGCAUUGUUUAUCCCUGGCAUGUUAAAAUCUCAAACCAUGAAUUGUGAGUUCACGAGCACUUAAAAGCAGAAUCGAGCAGAAUGUUAAUAAGUUUAUGUUAAAGAUUUAUAUUGAAAAGGCUGCUUGUGCAUCAUUCUGUGUCUAACCUUGACAAUAAAGGUUCCUGUGUUCACUGUGUAAA
Molecule: messenger RNA, 2544 nt
Organism: Misgurnus anguillicaudatus (oriental weatherfish)
Lineage: Eukaryota; Metazoa; Chordata; Actinopteri; Cypriniformes; Cobitidae
Gene: hspa8b
Product: heat shock protein family A (Hsp70) member 8b
Molecular function (GO): ATP-dependent protein folding chaperone; ATP binding
Source: RefSeq, a predicted model, not a curated record